GGUGAGGACUGUCAGGCAUAUAUUGAUCGUCAUGGCAAGGCACAACCUGCAAAAUCCUGUCCUGACUUCUGCUGUGGAGAUUGCAUGCUUCAAUACUGUUGCUCAGAUGUGUUCUUAAAAUUUGGUGAAGAACAACAAUUUCAGUGUAAUCUGCUUGAUGGAAGGACGUCUUACUCAAGCAACAUAAAUUACAUGCAGUUUUUUUCGGACCCUGAUGAUGACUUUUCUUCUGGCCCCAGUUUUGGAACCCUUGUUGCGAUUGGAGUUACUGUGUGUGCAGUGAUUAUAAUUACUAUUAUUCUGUGCCUCACCUGCUCGUGUUGCUGUUUGUAUAAAGCAUGUCGAAGACCACGGCCUGUUGUGACCACCACUACUUCCACUACAGUGGUUCACGCUCCCUAUCCCCAACAACAGGGAGUGCCACCCAACUACCCAGUAGCCCCAUAUCAAGGGUAUCAGCCUGUGGCUAUCCAACCACAACCGGGAAUGCCAGUAGCACCGUACCCUGCACAGUAUCCUCCCCCUUACCCUAUGCAGCCAUCAGGACCCCCAGCUUAUCAUGAAACGAUGGCAGCUGGUGCUGGAGCCCCUUACCCAAUCAGCCAGCCCCCUUACAACCCUGCUUAUGUGGAUCCUCAGAAGCCCACCUACUGAAAAAGAUCAUCAUCUGUGCUUCUGCAUACAAAACUUUUUAAAGUAUGAUUUGUGCUGUUUACACCAUGCAACUGUAGUAUAUUUUUCUGGAAGACAGCAAUCUUUUUUGUCCAAGUAAAGUGAAAGUUAAUUCAAUAUCUUUUUUUUAAAUGCUUUGAGUACGAGGAAGGAGUAUUUUUCUUGCAAAAGUUGUUAAUUUAUACCUCAAGCAAAUACAAAAAGAGAUUUUGUUCUACAUACAAUGAGAAAAGCAUGAAGGAGUACUUCAGAAAUAAGAACCACAAUAAUAUUUGCUGUGCAAUAAUUUUUAAAGGAAUGGUCCAAUAAUGAGCAUUAACAAACACCCAAAGCUGUAGCAAUCUUUUGCACAGUAUUUAAACAUAAAAACUUAAUCUUUAAGAAACUACCUGAUACAUUAUGUAUGUUCUGCUUGUUUUGAAGUUACUGUUGUUAAGUAAACUACAAUGUAAUACAUUUCAAAAGGGAAUUUUCCUUUUUUGAAGCACAUUUGCUUCAGUAAGGGGUAGCAAACCACAUUUAGUUGUCUUUGGACUUGUUGCAUUUUUCUGUGCUAAAUAGCAUGAGUUGAUAAUUUCCUUGUUGUCUUUCCCAGUUUUAAGGCUUAAAAACUGUGCCUUCAUUGGGUGUUUUCUCAGGCCAUUUUAAUUUAUAGCUAGAAAUUAAUAACAAACCCAAACUCUCUGCCACUUACUAGAACUGAGAAUUCUUCGUAAAAGUUAUUGGGCAAGUAUUUGUUGUCCAAGUAUUAUUGGACAAGCUUACUGAAGUCAUAUAUUGUUGAUGAGUUUGAAAGAAAAAUUAGCACCUUAACCAUAUGUUAACCAGAAGUACCUGCCAGUGUUCAGUCCUGUCUCAUCAUAGGGAAGGAAUUUAUUUUACAGGAGUGAUGGGAUAUCAGAAAUAGAUUGUGGGUUUUAAAUGCUUAGGGUUUGUCAUUGUCUGUAGUGGGAACUGUAGGUGGCAGGAACCUAGGAAUGAUAGAUCUUUAUAAACUCAGUCUGCAUUUGAAUAAUAAUAUGCAGGGGAGAUAAGAAAUCCCAGCCCAACACACAGUAGAGAUUAAACCUCUCUCUUGUCUUCAACAUUCCCACAAAGCUGAGCAGAGAAUGAGAAAUCAGGGAAGGGAAGAGUGGUGGGGCUUGUUCAUGGUAAGGUACUGGAUUUUCAAGAAGAUAGUGCUUGCAGUUAUGGAACGCCUUGAGACAUCCUUGCGACUGUUACCAGUGUUCAGAAGGCUUUUGGCUCUGUACACCUUGUACUGAUUGAACAAAUCAUGAUUUUUUUUUUUUUUUUUAGUGUCCUCUACAAUUUUAUGUUUUCUGACAUUGAAUACAAUUUGUUAUUCCUCAGUAGAGCUAUCUAGUCUGUUGUAUGUAUUACUGUGACAUAAGUAUUGAAAUAAUUUUAAAAUAUUUCACACUGAUACUACUUUUUUAGAGAGGCCAUUAAGCCAUUUGUCCUGUGAUUCUACAUUUGGAACAUGUUACUGUUUGAAGAACAUUAAUGGUGGCAUUGUGUUACCUCAUGAUGGAUGGAAAUUGCUGCUGUCAAAGGCAGCCUUAUUUCUUUCCUGAUUUUUUUUUUUUUUUUAGUCUACUUCUGGGUUAUUCCAAUUUUUUUCCCAAUAUAUUCUUCAGGUCAUUUGAGAAGAAACUUGUAGGAAGUUUUUAGCAUUGAGAUUCAUGACAACCUUGUCCCUCUGUUACACCUCUCUAAGAGGCUUGAAGUCAAUAGCAUGAAAUGGUGCCAAGAGGCACUCACAGAGCAAGUGUGGCCUGUAUCUCCGUGUUCCUCCUCCUUCCUGCCUUGUAAGCCAAAGAAUUGGGCAAUGCUUCACUACACUGUUAGGAGUUAUGUGAGAAC
This is a messenger RNA of Athene cunicularia (burrowing owl), 2538 nucleotides long. It is a transcript of the gene SHISA5, whose product is annotated as shisa family member 5. The record is from RefSeq and is a predicted model, not a curated record. The transcript is spliced from 5 exons. The coding region runs from base 85 to 654 and encodes 189 amino acids. Lineage: Eukaryota; Metazoa; Chordata; Aves; Strigiformes; Strigidae. Gene Ontology annotation, biological process: positive regulation of canonical NF-kappaB signal transduction. Gene Ontology annotation, cellular component: endoplasmic reticulum.